Molecule: messenger RNA, 777 nt
Organism: Sitodiplosis mosellana (orange wheat blossom midge)
Lineage: Eukaryota; Metazoa; Arthropoda; Insecta; Diptera; Cecidomyiidae
Product: V-type proton ATPase subunit e-like
Exons: 4
Coding region: 148-438 (96 amino acids)
Biological process (GO): proton transmembrane transport
Cellular component (GO): proton-transporting V-type ATPase, V0 domain; plasma membrane proton-transporting V-type ATPase complex
Molecular function (GO): proton-transporting ATPase activity, rotational mechanism
Source: RefSeq, a predicted model, not a curated record
GAACGAUGCCAUAGACACUGUAUAUUGGGUAUACGUAUGUCACGCGCCUACUGUCAAAUCAUGUGAUUGACAAGAGAUUUUUUUCGCAAUCAUCACAUUCAGCUCUUGUGAUUAAUCGAUAGACGAAAUCAAUAGAUUAUCUCGAAAAUGGGCGCCAUUCCAGUCAUUUUGAUCACUGCAUUUUGGGGUUUUGUUGGAAUUGCAUUACCAAUUCUUGCACCAAAAGGACCGAACCGUGGUAUUGUGCAAUGCGUUUUAAUGCUGACGGCAGCGACUUGUUGGCUUUUCUGGUUGUGCUGUUUCAUGGCUCAGAUGAAUCCAUUGAUGGGUCCACGAUUGCAUCAAGGCACAAUAUUGAUGGUUGCACGUGAAUGGGGCAAUAUGCCAUCUGACAUCAUUACCUAUCAACCAACAGGACCACCAUCAUCUGAACAUUAAAAACAUCUUGUGCACAAGCACGCACCUCUGUUACAAUCAGCAGCCCGGUGCUCAGUAUUAAUUAUCAAAAAAAAAUUAUUCUGUUUAGUCGUGUUUAUGUUGAGUUGCUGAAUUUUAUUUUGCUGACUUUGGCCGGAUCAGAAUUUCUAUUGUUUCAUUUAUUUCCGAUGUUGAACUGUAACAUAAGGCUAAGUCAAAGCGAACAAAAAUGAACCUUUUUUUUUCUUCUUCACUCAAUGAAACACUCUUUCUUUUUCUGUGUAAAAAAUUUUCUUCAUCAUUAAAUUGUUUAGAAAUAAAAUUCCAAAUAGAUUUAAACGGUCAUUCAAUUUUAUUGAA